Peronospora matthiolae is the source of this 270-nucleotide messenger RNA. The record is from the annotation of a GenBank genome assembly. NCBI's taxonomy places the organism in Eukaryota, Oomycota, Peronosporomycetes, Peronosporales, Peronosporaceae.
AUGAGCAGCGCGUCUUCCACGCCGCCAGUGCCAGUCCCGGGUCUCCACGCCGGCAGCAAGAGCGACUUUGGGGAGGAUCUCGACGUGGACGAGCUCAUUGAGCGCAACCGCUGCCACGAAGACUAUUACAAACUCGAAGACUGUCUCGCGGACUUUGACCGCGACUGGCGCAAGUGCCAAAAGCAGGUGAAGAAGCUCAAGCAGUGCAACGACCGCGUGAACCAACUGCGAAAAGCACACGAAGCUGUUGCCAAAAGUAGCAGCACAUGA